Molecule: messenger RNA, 1668 nt
Organism: Fibroporia radiculosa
Lineage: Eukaryota; Fungi; Basidiomycota; Agaricomycetes; Polyporales; Fibroporiaceae
Exons: 11
Coding region: 1-1668 (555 amino acids)
Biological process (GO): transmembrane transport
Molecular function (GO): transmembrane transporter activity
Source: RefSeq, a predicted model, not a curated record
AUGUCAGACCCUCAGCCGGCGACGCUUCACGAUAUCGAGACCGGCACCGGUCCUAGCUCGGAUACAAAGAAUACCAACUCAGUCUAUUCCGCUCUCGUUGUUCAUGAAGAGAAAGAAUAUCCAGGAAGUGGAACUCUUGAGGAUCCGUAUGUGGUAGACUGGAAGAAAGCCGAUCCGGAGAAUCCAUUCAAUUGGUCAAAGCGACGGAAAUGGGUUAUAACAUCUCACCUCGCAUAUGCCACUUGGGUUGCAUCCUUUUGCAGCAGCUCCUACAGUGCUGGCCUGACUUAUACCGCUAUGGAUCUGCAUCUCACGACAGAAGUAGCUAUCCUAGGCGUGUCAUUGUACAUCCUUGGCUUUACGGUUGGUCCUCUCUUCUGGGCCCCAAUGAGUGAGAGUGAGCUGGAUGAUCAGGCAUUUCAGUUGAUUCGCAAAUUUGCUAACGGCGAAUCCAUCUGCAAGCGAAAUAUCUUCAUUGGGACAUUCACCGCCUUCACCCUUUUACACUUGGGUGGCAGCCUUUGCAAGAACACUGCAACACUAUUGGCAACUCGUAUGCUAGCGGGAAUGUUUGGCGUGUCGCCGUUCACAAACUCAAGCGCAGCUAUGUCUGACAUGUGGAUACCUCGCGAGCGAGGCUUUCCAGGAUCACUAUAUGCAUGUGCGAUCUUUUUGGGUCCAGUCAUUGGCCCAGUUAUUGGCGGAUGGGUGGCAAUGUCUUACCUUGGGUGGCGAUUUAACUUCUGGAUCAUGUUCAUCCUCUCUGGCGUCACUACUAUCGGAUUUGUCGUGAUCGAACCAGAGACAUACGCGCCAGUUCUACUACGCAGGCGCGCAGAGAGAUUGCGCAGAGGGUCCGGAAAUAACGCCGUGUACAUAUCAAAGUAUGAUGUUGGACACUCGCGCAAGCGCAUAGACAUCUUUCGAAAAAAUAUGGUACGCCCAUUCGUAUUUCUUGCAACCGAGCCAAUCGUUCUCCUCCUUGCGAUAUACGGAUCUAUCGCAUACGCUAUCCUAUACGCCUUCUUUGCCGCUUUCCCGAUCGUAUUCCAGGAACAGCGAGGAUGGUCAUCUGGUCUCGGCGGGCUAGCCUUCAUCGGGGUCGGCGUUGGAACCACGCUUGGUUUAUGCUUGACUCCCAUACAGAAUAGAAUGUAUCAGGCUGCCGCGGCUCGUAGUCCUACCGGCCGAGCUGCGCCUGAACAACGGUUAUAUGCGCCCAUGUUUGGUGCCAUCUGUUUGCCUAUCGGGAUGUUUUGGUUUGCAUGGACGAGUUCACCGCAUAUUUUCUGGCUUAGUCCAAUACUUGCGGGCGUGCCAUUCGGGAUUGGAGUGGCCUUAGUUUUGUUCGGCGCGACGCAAUACCUCGUGGACGGAUACCAGAUAUAUGCGGCGAGCGCUCUGGCAGCGACAGUAGUGCUGCGAUCUGUGGUUGCGGCGGUGUUUCCCCUUAUCAUACCCACCAUGUAUAAGAACCUUGGGGACGGCUGGGCUUGCAGCGUCUUUGCGUUCUUGGUGACAGCCUGCAUGCCUAUACCCUUUUUGUUCUACAAAUACGGCCCCUGGCUGCGGAAACACUCCAAGUGGGCUGUACAAGAUGCUACUGCGCCCAGUAUGAGCGUUGUUCCCCCUCCAGGUACUUCUGCGAAAGAAAAAUCCUCGAAUUAG